AUGUUAAAAAUAAAACUUGGCGAUUCGUAGAGUGCAGUACUGUUACUUACAUGUAGAGCGUUAGUCACCGAUGAGUUGCCAGGCCUACAGUGGCAGGGAGUCAACUUUGAGUUCUAUUCCUGCAAAUUUGUGAUUUUUGCCCACUUUUAUCUCUUCUAUUCAGUCACUUCUUUCGCUUUUCCCUUUUCCUUUUGUAUUUAUUUUAAUAUUUUAUUCAGGCAGAUACAACACGCUAUAUACAUACAAUAAAAAUCCAAACUAUAAUAUAAAAAGAGGAUCAAUACAGAUUGAAAAAGGAGGCACACAUGUAGACAGUCAAUCAAUAAAAGACGAGGAAUGAUCAAGCAAGAGACAGACAAGACAGACAUACAUAAGAAAAAAACGAGGACAGUGCAGGACUGCCUUGGAGGAAAACAAGAGUGAAAAAUGUCAUUUUUGCCAAAAGGGCGUGCCACUCCGACCUUGCACAACAAUCAGUCAGACACACAAGCAAAAAACGAGGGACAUCACAGCAACAAAUCCCACCUACAUGUAAACACAGCACGGCCACACACACUAGAGAAAAGACAAGGAGAGGAAGAAAGAGAUCGUGGAAAAGAAAACCAAGAUAAUAAAAAGGAGAACAGCAAUCGUAAUAAAUAAAAGAUGACAAAGACUAAGCAGAGAGACAACAAGGAAGGAAAUUACUCCCACGGCACCACCCACUAAAAGGAAAAUAUGUUGAGGUUGACCAACCCACAGUAAGCCAGAGCAAGCAGCACAUUAUAAUUACAAUUUAAGGUAGCCUUUAAAUUUGUACAAAAAAGCAGACAGAGACUCAUAAGUCAACACGUUGACCAUACCGUCAGGAUAAGUACGCCUAUUCCUGACAAACAUGCAGGGAACGGAGUACUUGAAUACAUCAGUGCGAGCAUACUGAUGGUGAAAUUUAUUGGCAUGUCUGCUGUAGUGUUAACAUUAAUUAAACUCAAAAAUGAGGGAUGGCAAUUGCACAAAUUACCAAAUAGCAAUUGCUUACACACAAACUUCAUAAACAUAAAACUCUCGUCAUGCUCAGGUUGCUCCUGUCUACGUUGAUGCAAAAUGAGACGAGUGGCAUACCUUUGAACUUUUUCAAGCUGAGCAAUAUGUCCAGCUCCAUACAUAGGCCAAGCAGGAGAACAAUAAUCAAAAAUGGGCAUAUCAAUUGCUUUGUACAAGGCAAGGAAGGUCAUUGUUUUACAAUCAUCCAUAACAUGACCCAUGAAGCCGAGGGUCUUAUAGGCCGUAGUAGUGACAUACUGUAAAUGCUCAUCCCAGCAUGAGUUAUGCUGUGUAUGGACACCUAUUAAUAUAUGGGUUUUUACCUCUUGAAUGAGAGUACCAUCCAAAACAUACAAGGAAGGAUAAAGUUGUUGUUUUGUCCUGGUAAGAGCUGUACUGACUUUUAUGGCAUUGAGAGCAAACAAGUUCUUUUUAGACCAAUCACUGAUGGUGUUGAGGUCAUCCUGGAGCUGAAGAAUGUCACCACUUGACCUGAUCUCCUGAAACUUUUUUUUUCAGGGGGGGGGAUUUACAUGAUUAACCCCACCUUGCCCUUCCUCAUGACACCCAUGGGCCCAACUUUAGUACAUGUUAGUAAGAGAGAUUCAGUAGGGGCAUAACACAACUUGAGACCUGACAAUGUCAUGCCAGAGGGCACUCUGACAUCACAGGUGAAUGCAAGUGAAUUACAUUUUCAAAAAGAAUAGCCUGCAUGAUUUUGGAACAGGCAGGGCCACGGCCUCCUGUGCCCCUUUGUGACCACCUACAACAUAUUGUGACAAACACUUGUCAUGCUCCUGUUUAAUAUUUAGGAUGUGACUCAUGCUGCUCAUUUACAGUGUAGUUUUCAGUAGUUAAUCAGUAAACUGUCAAUUACAUCAAAUUAAUGAACAUGUGUUUUCUUGUUUCUUACUUGUGGUAGUAAAAUGUAAACGUACACUCUUCAAAAGAAGUGCACUUUUGUAGCUUUCAAAUUGUGUAAAUGUCAAGUCACAUGCAAAUAUGUACAAAAAUUACAGUAACUUUGCAUGUACAUGUACACACAUGUAGGUAACAGACGUGUUGGUCAAUUUCUGCCUUUAGUACGUGUACCUGGUGUCAGAGAAAAUGUCAGCCAUUCGAGUUCAUUUUCAGUUGAAACUUGAAAUCAUCGUGACUUUUUUCAUCCCUCCUUUCUGCUUGAAUUUUUUUGUGUUAAUUUUUCAUGAUUCACUAAUUGUUUAUAGAAUUUGUGUAAUUCAUGACCAGGGUACCCGGCAGCUCCUCUCAGCUGUCAGAGCCUGAAAGUCAUAGGGCUUAGACCCCUUGCAGGCUGUUAAAUAUUGAAAUGACUAUAUACCGGUAUGUAAAUACAUGUACACAUACAUGUACAUGUACAUGUUGGUGGAAGUACUGUACACAUGGGUCUUUCUUUAACAUGUGUACAAGUGCAUUACUUGGUAAUUGUAUUAUGUUCCAGCAAAUAUUUUGCCAGUGGUACAUUGACCAUGGAUUGUCACAGUGUUUAAAGGACUGUUUACACACAUGCACAUUGUACAAAUACAUGUACAUGUAUACAUUGUCUUCAGAGAUGAUUGAGUUUAAGUGAGAAAUGCUAUUUCUUGCCUUUGCUUUGACCCUGCAGAUAAACAGCAUGGCUGUCUGUGUCAGUCCGCAGAAGUUGGCAGUGCUAGCACCAUUGGUAUAUCAAUGUGCUAACAAAUACAUCCUCGUGUCCUGCACUGCUUUCUCCAGUCACACGAAGGUGCCAACCUUAACCCUGUUCACCAAGGACAACUGCCCACUGUGUGAUGAUGCUAAAGGAGUUUUACAGAAAUACACUGGCAGGUUUGCUCUGGAGGAGGUUUACAUCACCGAGCCGGAGAACAGGGAGUACUUAGCCAGAUAUCGCUAUGACAUCCCAGUCUUCCAUUUCAACGGCAAGUUCCUGAUGAAACACCGUGUGGACGAGGAAUUAUUCCAGAGAGUUCUUGCAGAGUACGAACAGAAUUCCAUUGACUGAAAGACUGUUCAGCUCCACCAUCGAGUCAUCUCUACCUGGAGGCAGUUUGGUAAUCCGUAGCCUUAAUACCAGUCACUGUGACAUCAAACGAAUCUACCCCAAUGUGGUCUCAACAAGCAAGGAAGGUCCGGAGUAUGCUGUCCAGCGCUGGCUCAAGAUGCGCCACUGUUGUUUGCCACUCCCCUGACAGACGGCUACUGUCCUCUCUAGAGAACUGGAAAACAGAGUUGGCAUACUUGUAUCAACCGAAUCUAGCAACCCUCAAGAGGCGGAUCCACAGUGUAGGCAGUCUGCAGUGUAGGAGAAUGGUCGAGUUAUCUCUUUUGAACCCUGACAAUAAUGUCAUAGUAUGUCAAGAGCAGGGGCGCAGGCUUCAGACUGUUUGUAAAGAGCCAAUUAGUAUAUACUCAGAUGCACAUCCCCUUUAUGGUUUUGGCUGUGUCUUGGGAAACAGAUGGGCGAGCGGUCGCUGGACUGAAGAGUGCUACAAGAUAUACAGUGGCAAUACCUUGUUUUAUGAAACCUAUGCAGUUUUGUGUGGCAUUGAAGCCUUUGGGCCAAGCCUGGCGGCCCACCAUGUUCACUUUUACUGUGAUCAUAGCGGUGUAGUGCAGGGCGUUAACAAUGCUUGUAAGUCAAAGGAGAGCAUCAGGAUAUUGGUAUCGAAGAUAAAAGAAAGGGCCCACAACUAUGGAAUGCAUUUGGAAGUGAAACCAAUUUAUUCAAGAGUUAAGAAGCAUAACCCCUUUCACCAGGCUGCUGAUGCACUGUCCAGACGUAACAGGGUCAAGUUUCGAAAUUUCCGGCCUAAUGCCGAAGCCAUGCCAACCAAGUUACCAUCAUAUCUUGACAUGAUUAAACCUGACUUGAAUUAAUAGGAGUAACUCACACAAAAAUUUCCAGAUUUCAUGGUACAUUAUAGCUUCACACGUUCUCUUGUUUAAAUUGGGGGUAUUGUGACUUUGUUUUUAGUGACAAAAAACCACAGGUCGAUUUCUCAGCAUUUCUUUUUCAGAUUUCAGGAUUUUGACCCUAACAUUGUGGAUUUUAAUAGUUGCAAUCAGAUCUUGCUGUUUGCAUAAAACCGUAGCCAUUCGGGAGAGAUUGAUUUAUCUUCAAACUCAGCCGUGUUGGUGUUUUUUCCAUGCCUUAAUUUCACUGAACCACAGAAGAAUUCCUUCUUCUCUUGUGUGUGUGUGUGUUUUACUCCAGCACUCUAGAUUAAGUGAUGUGAGAUUAUUGCUCUGACUUGAAGUAAUAAAGUUGUGGUUCAUUUUAUGGUUCAGGCAGUUGGUGUGUGGGCUAAUGUGAGUUGCAUGCAACUCAUGCGAUUCCCACGAAAAUUCGCGGCUGUUUUGAAUCCCCUUUAGACAUAAUGCGCUUGUGAUUUUAGCUCUUGGUUUAUCUUAAUCAACUCAGGUAGAUGAUGGAGGUUCAUUUGUUAUGCUGCAACCAAGUGCUGAAACUUUUAGGGAAACAAGACUUUAGAAAAUUAAAAGAAACAAUACUUUAAUGCGCAGUUUAUAAAGAAUUCGCUUUUUUGCAUGAAAGAGCACUUGACCAUUGUUAAUUUCUAUUGAAAGAUUCUCAUUAUUUAUUUAUUGAGGGGAA
Messenger RNA from Acanthaster planci (crown-of-thorns starfish), 4636 nucleotides. Its product is annotated as glutaredoxin-like protein C5orf63 homolog. The record is from RefSeq and is a predicted model, not a curated record. Lineage: Eukaryota; Metazoa; Echinodermata; Asteroidea; Valvatida; Acanthasteridae.